Molecule: messenger RNA, 993 nt
Organism: Ectocarpus siliculosus
Lineage: Eukaryota; Phaeophyceae; Ectocarpales; Ectocarpaceae
Source: the annotation of a GenBank genome assembly
AUGUUGUCCUGUUCCGCUGUGGUUCGGAUCUUGGUCGCUUGCGUUCUCGUCGUAGAUCGGUCGCUGGAGGUUCGAGCGGCGGCUGAACCAUCAUCAGGAGGCGAUCGACGAGACACCACCCUCGCCGGCCUAGCAGCCGAAACGCAGGAGGUCGUCUUCGAGGAUCUUCCCGAGGGAUUUCACGAUGACAUUGAUUCCAUUACCGUAGCCGUUGGAGGGCAUCACACGUGCGCCUUGGAAUAUCGGCCCGGCGUUGAUUUCGGCGGGCCGGUGCGAUGCUGGGGGAGGGAUGAUUGGGGACAAUCGAUGCCGUCCGACGAUAUAUUCGUCCAGGUCAGCGCUGGCAACCGCCACACUUGCGGGAUCAAGAUCGACCAGACGGUAUCCUGUUGGGGACACAUGCCCUUCUCCCCUCGAGGGUUUUUUCAGCAGCUCAGUGUCGGGGGGCAUCACACUUGCGGCCUUCGAAGGGAGGGGACGGCCGCGUGCUGGGGGGAUGACAUCGCUGGGAGUACGUCCGGGGUGCCGGCAAACACCACAUUUGUCCAGGUUGUAGCCGGUAAGGACAACAGCUGCGGUUUGCGUCCAAACGGGCAAGUUGACUGCUGGGGAGGGAACAAAGCGGGUCAAAGUUCUCCCCCACGGGACGUCCAGUUCCGACAACUCUCUGCCUCCAAUAGUCGGCAUAUCUGUGGCUUGACGUUGGAGAGAGAUAUCCGGUGCUGGGGUAGAGAUAUGCGAGGAGAGACGCAGUUCCGACGUGGGCCAUGGUACCAGGUGACCUGCGGCCAGUGGACAACAUGUGGAAUAAGAAAACACGAUGGAGGGGUAGAGUGCUGGGGGGUGAAAACGCUGAACAAGACAGGCGCCUUCUACGAGGAGGUGUCUUCGGCAGAUUUUCACACGUGUGCUGUGGACGAGAACGGCGAGGUGGAAUGCUGGGGGGACGCGCUACAGGCCGAGCUCGUUCCCGACGGCUUCCAGGCUGCUUAG